AUAUACUCCAAAUUUGCUGCAGUUAGAUUUGAUUUUGAAUUGAAUCUGAAAUGUGUUAUUACAUGAUGUAAUAGAGGAAAUUGAUCUUCCAAUCCCAGUCUUGAUCCUGAAUCUCCAAGUUUCGUUAUGCUAAUCUCAUUCGAUUCCACGUAAUACCCUGACCUUUUUCUUAAAUUUACCAAACCAUGUUCAUGCUCGUCAACUGCUCCAAUUGCCGGACUCCGCUCCAACUUCCUCCCGGCGCCCGAUCUCUACGCUGUGCUAUCUGCCAGGCCGUCACCCACAUCGCCGAUCCCCGCUCUGCUCCUCCUUCCUCCGCCUCCCCUACCCCUCCAUCUACCCACGCUCCACCUCCGCCGUCUCCCUACAAUCACGCUCCGCCGGGGCCACCCCCGAAUGCGCACGGUAGGAAGAAGGCCGUGAUAUGCGGAAUAUCAUAUAGGUACUCGAGACAUGAGCUCAAGGGAUGCAUAAACGACGCCAAGUGUAUGCGCUACCUUUUAAUCAACAAGUUUCAGUUCCCCGAAGAUUCCAUUAUAAUGCUUACUGAAGAGGAAACUGAUCCAUACAGAAUUCCCACUAAACAUAACAUGAGGAUGGCGUUAUAUUGGCUUGUACAAGGUUGUCAACCUGGAGAUUCCCUGCUGUUUCACUAUUCUGGCCAUGGUUCACGGCAAAGAAACUAUAGUGGUGAUGAAGUUGAUGGAUAUGAUGAAACUCUAUGCCCCUUAGACUUUGAAACUCAAGGUAUGAUUGUUGAUGAUGAGAUCAAUGCAACAAUUGUUAGACCUCUUCCUCACGGUGUUAAGCUCCAUGCAAUAAUUGAUGCUUGCCAUAGUGGCACAGUAUUGGAUUUACCCUUCCUUUGCAGAAUGAGCAGGAGUGGACAGUAUAUAUGGGAGGACCAUCGUCCACGAUCUGGCAUGUGGAAAGGAACAAGUGGUGGAGAAGUCAUUUCCUUUAGUGGUUGUGACGAUGAUCAAACUUCAGCUGAUACAUCUGCUCUAUCAAAGAUAACAUCUACAGGUGCAAUGACUUUUUGCUUCAUCCAAGCCAUUGAGCGUGGACAAGGGACCACAUACGGCAGCAUUCUCAAUUCAAUGCGUUCUGCCAUCCGAAAUACUGGUAAUGACCUCGGUGGUGGGGCUGUGACAUCUCUACUCAGCAUGCUUUUGACAGGAGGCAGUAUCGGUGGUGGACUGAGACAGGAGCCACAAUUGACUGCCUGCCAGCCAUUUGAUGUAUAUACAAGACCUUUUUCCCUCUGAAGUUGAAAGAAAAGUAGACAUUGAAUAUAAAGGAAGGGGUUUCCCUCUUUAAGUUUGUUUGCUACUGAUUGGGUCUGUUGAAUUUGAUGUAAGGUAAGAAAAUGCAUGUCAUCUUUUACUUUGUUUGGCACAUUCUUCCUCUCUAAUAAUGUGAUGCGCAACUUCUUAAUAAA
Molecule: messenger RNA, 1441 nt
Organism: Manihot esculenta (cassava)
Lineage: Eukaryota; Viridiplantae; Streptophyta; Magnoliopsida; Malpighiales; Euphorbiaceae
Product: metacaspase-1
Exons: 5
Coding region: 186-1268 (360 amino acids)
Biological process (GO): proteolysis
Molecular function (GO): cysteine-type endopeptidase activity
Source: RefSeq, a predicted model, not a curated record